Messenger RNA from Giardia duodenalis, 8496 nucleotides. RefSeq lists its product as uncharacterized. The transcript has a single exon. The coding region runs from base 1 to 8496 and encodes 2831 amino acids. NCBI's taxonomy places the organism in Eukaryota, Fornicata, Diplomonadida, Hexamitidae. The record is from RefSeq and is a predicted model, not a curated record.
AUGCUCUUAAAUCUAAACGGGGACUCCUUUGGAGCCGACCGUGAUGGCAUCUGCGUGCACUUCGUCCAUCAGAUCAGGCGUAAGAAUGCAGCCUAUGCAAUUCAGAUACUCUCUCUUUCGGUUUCAUUAAUACUUAGUUUAGUAGUGGCCAUCUCUCAACAAACAGCUGUCCAGAGUCUACGCUUCCUUGUCGCAACAACAUUGGUGAUGGUCCUCCAUGCUUGCUUUAUUAUUUUUACAGAGAAUUACUACGAUGUGCGUUGCCAGUGCACCUCAGAAUAUCACUCUAUUAGAUCAUUUACACUUAUGGACAAGCCGUGCAGCUGUUUCACAACUACUGUACCUACUACAAUCAACAUGCUUAACACAUUUGGAUGUCUAUUUUCCCUCUGGUAUCUCUUGGUCUUGAAGAUAUAUGCUACAGGGGACUUCUUCGUCUCUGUCUAUGCACUCCUUUCGAGCUACUUGAUAGUUAGCUUUCCUGCAGUUGUGGGUCGGCAAGGCUACCUGCAUCGCGGAGUCCGAACAGGCACAUUUCUCAUAUUCAUGUUUGCCCUGGUCAAAGUGUUGAAUGGAUCUACUCUUCUCAUUUUACUGAUUAGCAUUUUUCUUAUCACGAUUGUGUCCUCGCGCUUUUCUUUUGAGCAGCUCAAUAGGCGCCCCUUGCAAUUGAUUAUGGAUAGCCAGGCCCUGCAGCUUCUCAGCAAGCAAUUCAUCGCAAAAACGUUUGCUAACCUCCUGCCCCACAGAGCUCUUGACUAUAUCUUCCAAGACAAAGACAUAAAACUUCAGGUGCACGCCGAUAUGUACCUCCUGGUGAUAAACAUCGAUAUACCGUGCCUCCGAAAGAAGCUUCAGAAGUACAUGUAUGCCGCCACCAACACGCACACAAAGCCAGCUUCUAAUAAUAUCAGUUUUUCCCCACUGACAGACUGUUACAUAAAUCACAUUAUAGCCAGCGUUGUCAAUCAGUUCAUCUCCUGCAUAGAUACAAUCCUCCUCGACGACUUCCCUCAGCUGACAAAGGUCUACUCGAAUCUAAGCACCAUAAAGGUCAUUGCUGGCAACUCCUUCACACAAUACAACAACAGGCAAAGCCCUCAGGGCGUUGAGUUUGGUGCUGAAAGUGUUGAGCCAAAGGAUUAUAUGAAGAUUCUGUCUACCUUCGCUCUUCUGGUUAGCAGGUGUGCUGGGAUAUUUGCGCUCCGUGUAGACUCAGUUAUUACUUUUGGAGACCUUGCCAUUGGCUUCCUGGGAUCACAACAUAUGUCAUGUUAUGAAGUUUUUGGCGCCCCAGUGGCUCUGGCUACUAAGCUACAUGAGAAGAUAGUUGCAUAUAAUCAGGAAACAAUAAGGCAAUCGGACUCCAGUGCUGCUUCAAACACACAAUCUUAUGAGAGUGGCCGUGACUGGAGUAGAAGCACGACCAGUACCAACUCAGAUAGCUUUGUGUCUAGCAAUCAUAAUGCUGUGGCGACCGACGACACUAGAGAUAAGCCAUACGGACAUUCUUCUAAGACACCCUCCACUAAGUGCUCACUCUCUCUAAGCAAAGACAGCCUUCUCUCUAGUCAUGAUCAUGUACCCCUCUAUCUAGAUGUUGCUCGCUCAUCUCUGGACAAUGAGCCUAUCCAUAGUGUUGUCAACGGUAUCAAGACUGGUGCUGGUCUGAAGGCCAAUUUGUUUUCUGCCUCGAAUAUGUCUUUUUCACAAGCGUACCACUCUGUCGCAGAACCCACAGUCGAGUUCAAUGAACUGCCGUCAAACGUCUACUUCAGUGUUGUCAAUAUGCUUUCACGGCCGCUAGAGGAGUAUGGGAAUCGCGGGACAGAGGGCAGUGACACAAUCACCAGUGAUGUUAUCUGCUCUGAUGCAUUCUCCGACGACCCUCAACCGCUAACGAACGCUGACCUAGAGUCUUCGAUGAACUUCCGCCGCUUCCUUGCAGCUCGAAGAGGGAACACCCGCUCUGCAAUCUACUCUAGGAGACGCUCCGUCAUCAAGGCUCUGAAUACCACAACCUCCCCCACUGAUGAUGCAUUUCCGCAAAAGCUUAUUUCACUCCACCAGAAUCCUGACUCUAGUGUCUCAAUGCACUCUAAACAUAGACUUCGCUCACACUCCUCGACAACACCUCAGACUAUGCCCCUUAAUAGCACUUUUUUCUACAGUUCUUCUUCAACAAAUAGCAUGCGGCUAUGGAGCCCUAAGAAUCUCAAGAUAGACGCCAUAUACGUCAACAAUGCCCUCAGCCAAUUAACCUAUCCUUACUCGACAAAGACGCCUAGUCCAAACUUUCAAGAAGUCUGUGACAUGAAGGUGUCUGUCUUCCAGGUCUCUCUUGAUGGGCUCUCCACCACCCCGCUCUCAAUCGAGUAUCCGUCUCGGAUAACACAUAAGUAUCGGAAUUUUUUAUUUUAUAAGCCUCCAUUGUACAUGUUUUAUGACAGUAUUAAACUUACCCUGCCCGGCAGCUCUCUAUCUUCUAAUUCGUCUACCUCAUCGUCGUCCCAUCAUUCUCUAGGGAUUUUAUCUUUCACGAAUCACAACUAUAGUCUGAUAGUGUGUUUAUUGGCUUUUGGAAUAAAGCAUCGCAUUCUUGUUUCAGAGCAAAACGCUGCCACAAAGGCCAACCUUGGAGAGCACCGCGACAUCGACCUAAAAGAGUAUCCCAGUCUAUCCAUUAACAAAUCUAUUGACACCUCUAUAGGCGAAACAUUGACCUCCUCGCAGACCACCCAUGAUACAUUCUCACUCUCUGAAUGUACAGAUACAAUGGUCUCCAACGCGUCGAUGCAGAAGGGUGAGGGGUCUCCAAAAUGCGAAUGCUGGGAUGCAGACUCUUCCUAUCAAUUGCUUCUACAGACGGAGGAUCUCAUCCUGCGUGCCAAGGACCCCAAAUCGUCCGGAUACAGGGCCCUCCGCAUGCUGGAUUCCAUCCCUAUCUAUAACUCGAAGGCUAUGCGCAAGUUAUUUCGUCUUCUGAACACAGAUCUUGAGCGUUUUGACAAGGUGAUCACAAGUCUCAACAAGAGCCUCCUGCCCCAAGGUAAUGUGGUUGGAGAUCUAGGCACCCUGGCAAAUAAUCAGUUCGACUUUGAUUUCCUUGUGGCAAACGCAGGAUUGCACAAAAAGAGGCAGCCUGAUGCCGAGUGGCCGUCCUUCCUAAAAGAGGUUAAGAUGGCCAUGACUAAGCCAAUGGACAAUACAUCAGAGUUCCACUCUUGCCGCGAUCACGAUAGCUCUCAGUUCAGCUCCUUCAUAUAUCCUUUCUCAGGAGACCCUACACUUUUAACUACCUCUUCAGACAGCCAUGGUACCCCUCUAACUACGCCCGUCUUUGAAUCUGCAAACCCAGAGAACCCAAUAUCUAUGAUAAUGUCUUCCAACGUACUAUCAGCACAGAAUUUUUCUGAUAGUCGCCUAACCAACUUGUAUACACACAAGUCUCAGCUGUUACCAAGCAGUGUCAUGGCACCCGAAAACCUGCCUAUUCCUGGUCAUCAAGCCUUGCUGAAGUCAAAGGUUAGCGACCCAAAUCUAAAGACCCUUAUGACCAUAGUUACUCGCAAAACAGAGAGCUUCGACAGCUCUAGCAUGAACGUUGACAAUGUACUCCCUGUACACUAUUUCAAAAGGCGAGCGUAUUCGUAUGUGGACUUUUCGGCAAACAAGCUAGAUAUACUGUACAGUAAGAUAGGCAGGAGGAGCACUGCACGCUUAGGAACAGCCAAUCAUUCUCUUUCGGAGAAUAACCAGACGUCUGGAAAGCUAACUGAUUGUCUGCGUAACCUCCAAAUCAACGAAUUGAAAGCCUUUUCGCAAAGUCUAGACAAGAGGCUGCGUAGCAAGAAUGCUAGCCAGCAUAAAGCUGAUCCAGAAUUUAAGCUCAGCAAUGCGAACUCCAACUCUGCUAAGUUUUCUCUCCAUAGUCAUGCAGAUGAAGAGGUGGAGAUACCACUCUUGGCGCCCAAGUCUCCUAGCAUUGAGUAUUCCUCUACCAACGAUAGCUGCACUGAAUCUUUGCCAGAAACACCUAAAUCCGCAGCUUCACAUCUGCCGAUCCAUAGGUCUGCGCUUUCGCACCUUUGCCAGUCUGUUUCUCCUUCAAGUGAUAUCGAUAGCAAAUCGGACAAUACCUAUGGCCAGAACAAGGAUAUUUCCCCACCAAACUGCUCGUUCAUUAAGGUGAGCAAGACCUUCAUUGCAGCUUUACAGGAAUCCGAUGACUCUAUGCACACGCUUUCACUAGUGAGGGAGAGCGAUCAGUCUGCCUCCACCGAUGAUGCGUCAGAUAUUCAGUUUAAUAAAACUAGCACCAGUCAGCUCAACAAUCCUACCGAUAGGGCAUUCAGUAGAACAUCUGGAGCUUCUGCAUAUCCAUUGCCUGCAGGGCCCUCCACUUAUCCAAAAACUGGAACAUUGAAUCCCCCCAACUUUAAUGGAUCAAUGCCAACGGAUGGCACCUCUAAUCCGCCCACUACACUGGACAGCUAUUCGUGUCUUUAUAAACUUGAAAUUGCUAGCGAAAAUGAUGAGACAGAAAAUAGCGUCCAAUCUGUUAUACUGUUCAAUGGAUCGAUGCACUUGCCAGACAACAGUGCACAGGAUACUGCCCCUGCGUCUAUGCUUUCCCAGUUUCGUGGAAAUAAGAGCACUAUGGGCGGGAAUCCGCGACCCAUGGUCUAUCAAGCGCCGGAUACCCUUGAUGGAACUGUGUCGUCGCUAUCAAUAACUUCUUGCACAGAUUCGCCUCGAAACAAGAGCAAGGCAGCUUCAUAUAAACCGUCAUCUUGUACUGAUGGGAUGGAUGACGAUCCUCUCUUCAAUCCGAUUAUCUGGCAGACCAACAGCUUCAUUACCCUCGGAAAGCCAGCGACAGAGAAGCUGAGUACCAGUGCCACGGGACGAUCAAUUGAGACAUCAUUCCAUGCAAUAACCUCACACGCCCUUAAGGAUAUAGUAACGACUAGGCCGGCCCCAACACCAGCGUACACUCCCAUCAAUCUGUCAAACAUUAAUCAGUACAAGAGUAUCGUAUACACGACGUUUGGAGUGGCAUUCGACCUUGUUGCACAUCCAUCUAUCUACGCCUCGUCUAUGCCCGGGGUUCGCCCCAUCUGUUCUUCGUCUUCUUUGCGAGGCGGGCCCUCUAGCAAUAGCAAGCACGACUAUGAAGACGCGGCAUUCAAAGCCAAAGCAGGAUCUACAACAGAAGAAGACCAAGGCUCAAGUGACAGACAAGAUGCCAACUCUGAUGCAGCGCAGGAAUCGCUGCUUCAAACACGCAAGAGGCAUAGUAAGUUUCUUCACUCCAACUGGCAAUCUAUGAUUUAUCUCAAGCGUUGUUCUCUGAAUGCUGCUCUAUCCUAUAUUCAACUAUCGGAUACCACUGAAGACGAAGAACUGUGCAAGACGUCAGAGCCUCAACUGCCGAUUGAAACUGGUCGCCUAAGACCGCACACUUCAGCCCCAGAGGUUGACACUGAGAUCCCAGAGGACUCAUCUGCACGCAACUUCUUUGCGUGUGCGCGCUUGAAGAAGAUUUAUACAGGGGAGUUAGAGCAGCCUCAAAGAUCCAUUAACAAGCCUCGUGGAUGGCUACGCUAUUCUACUUCUGCGUUCAAGUGGCCGCUCUUCAAACCUUUUCUCCGUCCACUAACCUGCAAGCCUAUUCUUGAGGAGCAUGUCUCCUUCCUAAUAACUCUUACAUCAGGCUACCUUCUGAGGAUCUUCUUUGAUAUUCUUUUCUACAUUAUAUUUUUGUUCAUGCUCUUUGGGGCACACGAAAUAACCGACACCAAUCAGCACAUCUAUCUGUUGUAUAUUUAUGGAAGGCUUUUAACAUUUAGGAAUCCCUGCCAACGCAAGCAGCUUUCUACACGCCUAAUUAGUGACACGUUUCAGGGAUCAUCAUCCCUUGUGCCCUUUGCAAUGAGGUGCAACUUCUCUUCUUCGAAUUUAGUCCAUGUCACAAAACUUGACAGCAAUGGUCCCGGAUUGGCAUCUGUGUUACUCCAAAACCAUGCCCAGUUGCAUCAUUUCCAUGCGUUUAUGAGUACCCUCUUGGGCCUACGCAUUCUUCUAACGCUGUUUAGAGCACUUAUAGCAUCAAGGAAAUCAAAGCUGGUUGUCUCCACGAAAACUGUGCUGUUCGGUAGAGUUAUGAAAGAGCACCCUAUUCUUUAUCGGCUGGUGCAAAUUACUAGGUGCGUUACCGUUGCUGUUGACGCCGUCUCAAGCUCCAUGCUUAUUCUCACUAGGACCUUUGUCCUCUACGAGUACUUUCGUGGACUCCGAGACUUCACCACAAGUAACUUUGUCUUUUUCUUCUUUCUCAUAAUAACUACGUGGAGCAGUAUUACCACUGAACUUUCUCCGCUGUGCAACACAAGCACAGGCGCAACGGUCUCGCUCUGCACCCACAUAUGGGCGAAUACUAUUUUUCUUCUUGAUGCCACAAAUUAUUUUGCACCGGUUCUGCGCAUAUUCACAGAACUAAAAUGUGUCUACUUGGCAAUCAGCUACUACAUUUCCAACAUUCUGCAAAAGAUGGAGCCCACUUAUAACGUUUCCAAUUCUGCUAAUAUAGGUUCCUAUUUGCAAACAGAGCACAUUCGAGAUACUGACUACCCCACACUGACCACCUGUGUCUCACUGCUACCCAAUCUUAGGCUUGGAACGCCGCUAAAGGCUAUUUGGAAUGCCUACCACACUAUACGACAAAAUUUUCCCAAGCACAACUCGUCUCUUAUAGCUUAUCUAUCCUGUGCCUUUUCAAAGGCUGGUUUAAGAUCUUUGAGGCCUGUCACUUGCCAGACCUUGGACGAUGCUCUUGUUCUAGCGCAUGAAUCCCCAUCAAUACGCAACUUACAUUCAGCCAUUUAUUUUCUAUCUAUCAUUCUCUGUAUUGUGCGUGUACUGUUUGGCCAACUGGAUCUUUACCACGCGAUGCUUAACCACGUGGCUCAGGGCAUUUCCGCCUACUCAGAGACUAAAAAGGCUAUUGGUGUCAUCGCAUGCAAUAAGCUGGAGCGCAUAUUCUUUGAUUGCUAUCUACAUAACACCUUCAGUUCGUGCAAUGUUCUGACCUACCAAGCAGAGCAUCUUCACAGGGGUAUCAACAUGGACAGGAAUCCUGCAUAUAUGGGGAAGCAGCUCAAGUUAGUUGGAAUGGUAUCAGAUUUAAUUUAUGACACAGAAGUACAACUUCCGUAUGCUACUACAGAGUGUCUUGCUGGUGGACCCCUAAAACAAAAGGCAAGAUUGUCCCUUAUGGUGCUCCGUCUCCUGCAAGCCAGGAUAGCCUCUAUACUAUCCAAAAGAGGCCGUGACCAUGGUGCAGAGGCAGAGCAUAAAGUUACCACUGUAACGGGGAAGACGACAAAGAGAUCUGUGCGCUACUUGCGUUCUCCCUCUGUCCCCAGGCGUGCGGCAGUCUCAGCAACUCCGCCGGAUAAGAAAAUCACCUCUGUCACAUCAUUUGCAAACAUGCAUGAUUGCUAUGACAUAGCCAAGUCUUUAGAGUCAUUACUUAAAGAGAGGUCUGGCGAUAGUAGUGUACAAUUCUCACGUGUGUACUCCGACGAGGAGCUGCAUCAGAUUGUCAGACGGUCCAAAUUCUCCUCUUGGAGAAAGUACGCCCUAUUUCGAUCCUGUUAUAAUUCGUGCAACUUCACCUUUAGAUACUUGUAUGACUUGGACACGCUUAGGCUAAUACUAGCAAGCAAAUUCUCUAUGAAGAUAUGUGAUGAAAAUAUGUAUCCUCUGAAGCCAGACACGGUAUUUGAACCAUACUACUCCAAAACGCUUGCCGGAGUCUUGCGGGCGCUACUUGUGUACGACGAUAGACGCUUCAAUAGUAUGCCCUCCCCAUUCCUCUUCAUUCCACCGUCUUACAUGCUCUGCAUUACCAUCACAGAGCUCUAUGAUGCGAUUGUUGAGGAGGGUGCGCACAUUACCCUGCUUAAAUAUAUGACUCUUCUCAAGAUAAUCAACGAUACGGUAGUACGCGACUCCAACCUACUCUAUGUGCAGAAAGACUUUAGCUUCUAUAUAAUCUACAACACUCCACACUUGUCCCAGUUCUCCUCCAUACACAAUGUCAGUGACCCCAUGGAUUGCUAUGUUGCAAUCUUUUACUUGUGUAAGAUUGCCUAUAGCAUAAGAAAGUCUUUCCUCUGGGAGCUUGAGAAGCGCUUCUACACGCAGACCUUCAAGGUCUUCGGGUAUAUUAACUUGCAUCAUGAGCUGAACCUUUGCCUCGUCGGACGACGCCUCAACCGGCUCGACAUUCUCGAUACCACAGCUCUCCACGAGCGCGUCAGGAGCAUGUCACUCAUCUGUGGACCGUUUGACGUUGUCCUCCAGGAUGAACUGUAUAAGGUAGCUAAGGAGGUUUAUAGAAUGAGCGCUAGCACACGCCGCAUGCUGAAUAUCGAAAUAGACGAGACUGGAAUAUAUAAGAAGCUGCUAAAUAUCACUGAAGGUAUUUAG